This is a messenger RNA of Ramularia collo-cygni, 333 nucleotides long. RefSeq lists its product as uncharacterized. The transcript is spliced from 3 exons. The record is from RefSeq and is a predicted model, not a curated record. The coding region runs from base 1 to 333 and encodes 110 amino acids. NCBI's taxonomy places the organism in Eukaryota, Fungi, Ascomycota, Dothideomycetes, Mycosphaerellales, Mycosphaerellaceae.
AUGGAAUAUCUUACUGAGGAGACGAGAUUACGGUUUGCGGACUACAAGAGAGCCCCGCAUGAACUCUUUGUGGACGAGCCAGUGGAGCGGCUUGCGAAGAGUAUCGUCGACGGUGCGGAUUUGGCAGUUCUUUCGGUUCGUGUGCAGAACGAUUCGAAAUGCUGCCGGUCAGGGGAAAGGUCGCGGUUCCUCUUUGAUGCAUUCUGCGGAUCUCAGACAGCUCAAAGCUCAUCCAUACUGGCUACAGCAGGCUCUUCAUCAGUCAUCGAAACUGCAACAUCUGGAAAUGUACUCGGUCGAUGGGUUAUUGUUGAAGAGUGUCGUUCAGUCUAA